Molecule: messenger RNA, 2312 nt
Organism: Gryllus bimaculatus (two-spotted cricket)
Lineage: Eukaryota; Metazoa; Arthropoda; Insecta; Orthoptera; Gryllidae
Source: the annotation of a GenBank genome assembly
GAGGGUGAAUCGCGCUAGAAGGAUUGCGCGGAGCUCAUUACUAGCACAGAAGUCAGUUUUUACAAAAGGUGGUAAGUCUGAAGGAAAGGAAAAUAUUUUCAAUUAUUCUUAACGAUAAGGACAAAUGAUCCGCAGAAAACGUUCAGCAAUUUCAAAGAAUUACACGAAGAGAAGUUCAAUAUGUGGUUUUCGAUAUUUGACACAAGAUGGUCGCACAUUCAUUUAGAGUACAAGAAGAAAUGCUGUGCGGGAAACUAUUGGCAAUUUUAAAAAAAUACACGGAACGAACAUCAAUAUGUGGGUUUCGAUAUUUGACACAAGAUGGUCGCACAUGCAUUGAGAGGUUAUUUUGGCUUGUAGUGUUGGCUGGUUGUUUUUUCGCUAACUAUCGACUGACAAAAUCGUCUUAUUAUGCAUAUCAGAAUCAUCCUGUGAAUUUUGUAACAGAUACUGAUUAUCUUCACUGGAAUACAUCUUUCCCACAAAUAGUUGUUUGUGAGACUGAAAGUUCACGUGUUCCUACAUCCUUAGAAUUUGUCGAGAAACAUUAUCCCGAAUACUACAAAGAUGACAUGGAAUUUGCACUUCUAGUUCACAGCUUCGUGUUUGAACCCGUCUGCAAUAAAUGCUCUUUCAACUGUGACGACAAUAACAAUCCGAUCUGUGAUAUUAAUUUUAAUUUCAAGGAACUUAGUCGCAAAUUGAAAUGGCCAUGUAAGAAACUGAUGAAGGAUUGCGUUUGGAAUGGGGAACCUUUUGACUGCUGCUCCAAAUUUGAAACUGUUGACACUGAACUAGGAUUUUGCUUUUCAGCAAACCCGAGUGUCUCGCAAUCUAAACCUCCAAUUAUGGUAGUUAACAAACAUACUGGACCAUCAGGAAUUGAAUUUAAAGUUACAAGACCUGCUCAGGUUUUUCUCUUAGGACCAGACGAAUCAGCAAAUUUUAAUGCAGCAAGCACUUCAUGUUUCACCAUCCUAAGAUCAUCAUUAUGCCGAAUGAUCUUCACGGUAAAAGAAAUGAAAAACGAUGAUGCAUUGAUUUAUGAAGACUUUGAAAGACGAAAAUGCAAGUUUCCUCAUGAAACAGAAUCGAAACGAUUCAAUAGAUAUAGUCAAACGGCCUGCAUAGUCGAUUGUCGUGCUCAUCACCAACUGAGGUUGUCGGAAAGUACUAUGUGUAAUAUAUAUGUUCUGACAAGCUAUCGUCUGAAGGGGAUAUCGUCUGCUUACGGACCAGGAAUAGAAUGUGACUGUCCACCUUCUUGUGUUGAACCAGAGUACAACGUUGUGUACAAAGAAUGUCUCAGAAAAAGGAUCUCCGGCAAUUUUGCAAGCGUUAGAAUACAAAUGGCUGGACUUCCAACGCAGAGGUUUAAAAGAAAUUUAUUCAAGAGUAAAUUGGAUUUGUUUGUGUCUUUUGGAGGAAUAGCAGGUUUAUUUUUGGGAGCAAGUUUGCUGAGUGUUGCGGAAAUAUUUAUAAUUUUCUGCGUUCGUCCAUUUUCACGACGUUUUUUUGGAAAUAAAUUAUGCUGUGAAAGAAAACAAAAAAGUCUUAGAAUUACAAUAAAAAUAAAUAUCAUUAAACAUAAACUCAUGAUAUUUUGGCUUCUAGUGUUGGCUGGUUGUUUUUUUUGUAACUAUCAGCUGACAAAAUCGUCUUAUUACGCAUACCAGCAUCAUUCGGUGAGUUUUGUAACAGAGACUGAUUAUCUUCACUGGAAUACUUCCUAUCCACAAAUUGUUGUAUGUGAGAUUGAAAGUGCAAGCAAGGCACCUAUAUCCAAAGAAUUUGUCAUAAAAAAUUUCCCCAAGUAUAAAGCGGACUGGAAACUCGCGCAGCUAAUUCACAGCGCUGUGUUUCAAGCCUUGUGUAUCGAGUGUUCACACUACUGCAACGACAAAAACAAGCCUACCUGUGAUGUAAAUUUCAAUUUCAAGGAGCUUGGUCGUAAAGUGAAAGAGAUAAAAAACGACGAAGCAUUGAUUUAUGAAGACUUUGAAAAACGAAAAUGCAAGUUUCCUCAUGAAACAGAAUUGAAACGAUUUGACAGGUACACGGAAAGUACUAUGUGUAAUGUAUAUGGUUUGAAGUGCCUUGGUGAUCAUAAUCUACUUCUGAGAGGAUUUCGUCUGAAGGGAGCUGCUUACAGAGCAUGGAUAGAAUGUGACUGUCCACCUUCUUGUGUUGAACCAGAGUACAACGUUGUGUACAAAGAAUGUAGCAAAAAAAGGAUCCCUUUAAUAUCUCUGGCAAUUUUGAAAAAAUGUAAUUAUUUAGUUUUAAAAGGUUAUUUAUCAGAAAUAAUAUAA